Molecule: messenger RNA, 1320 nt
Organism: Trichophyton verrucosum HKI 0517
Lineage: Eukaryota; Fungi; Ascomycota; Eurotiomycetes; Onygenales; Arthrodermataceae
Exons: 4
Coding region: 1-1320 (439 amino acids)
Biological process (GO): proteasome-mediated ubiquitin-dependent protein catabolic process
Cellular component (GO): proteasome regulatory particle, base subcomplex
Molecular function (GO): ATP binding; proteasome-activating activity; ATP hydrolysis activity
Source: RefSeq, a predicted model, not a curated record
AUGCCCAGCGCCACGGGCCAGAACUGGGAGAAGUACAAGAAGAACUUUGCCGAUGACGAAGAGCCAGAGAAAAAGAUAACGCCGUUGACAGAUGAGGAUAUCCAUGUGCUGAAGACCUACGGCGCUGCUCCAUACGCUGCGGCGAUAAAAAAGCUUGAAAAACAGAUCAAGGACAAGCAAGCAAGUGUAAACGAGAAGAUAGGAGUCAAAGAAUCCGACACCGGGUUGGCGCCGCCACACCUUUGGGAUGUUGCUGCAGACAGACAGCGGAUGGCCGAAGAGCAACCGCUACAGGUUGCUCGGUGUACAAAGAUCAUUCAAGAUGAAAAGGAUGCUGAGAAGAGCAAAUACGUCAUCAACGUGAAGCAGAUCGCCAAGUUUGUUGUAAACCUCGGCGAGCGAGUCAGUCCAACAGAUAUUGAGGAAGGGAUGCGAGUAGGUGUCGACCGGAAUAAAUACCAAAUUCUUCUACCGCUACCUCCUAAGAUUGACCCGAGUGUUACGAUGAUGACUGUCGAAGACAAGCCCGAUGUUACAUACGGUGAUGUUGGAGGAAGCAAGGAACAGAUUGAAAAACUCAGAGAAGUCGUAGAAAUGCCACUCCUAUCACCAGAGCGAUUCGUUGGCCUUGGAAUAGACCCACCAAAGGGUGCUUUGCUCUACGGACCCCCCGGAACUGGAAAGACACUUUGCGCGCGAGCGGUAGCGAACCGAACAGAUGCAACAUUUAUCCGUGUUAUUGGCAGUGAGCUUGUUCAAAAAUACGUGGGAGAGGGUGCUAGGAUGGUGAGAGAGCUUUUCGAGAUGGCUCGGACCAAGAAGGCGUGCAUCAUCUUUUUCGACGAAAUUGACGCUAUCGGUGGUGCCCGUUUUGACGACGGUGCUGGUGGUGAUAACGAAGUUCAGAGAACGAUGUUGGAGUUGAUUACGCAGCUGGAUGGUUUCGAUUCAAGAGGAAACAUCAAGGUUAUGUUUGCAACCAACAGACCGUCUACUCUCGACCCUGCGCUCAUGAGACCUGGCCGUAUCGACCGAAAGAUCGAGUUCUCCCUACCUGAUCUAGACGGCCGUGCCAACAUCUUGCGAAUUCACGCUAAGAGUAUGUCGGUGGAGCGUGAUAUAAGAUGGGAGCUUAUCUCCCGACUAUGUCCCAACUCCACCGGUGCCGAACUGCGAAGUGUUGCUACCGAGGCCGGUAUGUUCGCAAUCAGAGCCCGCCGCAAGGUCGCAACCGAGAAGGACUUUUUGGCUGCCGUGGACAAAGUCAUCAAGGGCAACUUGAAGUUCAACUCCACGGCCACAUACAUGCAAUACAACUAG